UUGGCUUUUUAUAGAUUUAUGAGAUUUAUUUAUUUACAAUUUUCUCACUGUUGUUACUCAUUCCGAUCAGUGUUCAGUCGAUUUCAAGAAAGUUGUAAAAAGUUUCCAUUUUUAAAUAUGGGUAACAAGCAAGUCAAGCAACAUUUUGAAACGGCGCAGAAGACAGGGGUGCUGAAAAUUUCCCAGAUGAGACUAAACGAGUUCCCAUCGGCUUUGAAAGCAUUUCCCAAUGUCUUAAAAACCCUAGAUCUCUCUGAGAACCGUUUUGCAGAGCUACCGGAUGACCUAGGGAAGUUUACACUCUUGAAACAUCUGAACGUAGCUGGUAAUCGGCUUAUUUCGAUCCCGGAGAUUAUUGGAGUGCUAGUCAAACUGGAAACUCUGAAUGCCAUGAACAACUUGAUUGUGAGAUUGCCACCAGAACUUGGCCAAUGUAAGAACCUGAAGCAGAUCAAUCUUAGCAACAAUCAAAUCAACGAAUUUCCCACAAUGGUUUGUGGCUUGAAGCAACUGGACCUGUUGGAUUUGUCGCGAAAUAAAAUUACCCUGAUUCCUCCGGAAGUUAGCAGUCUACAAGUUACGGAACUGAACGUCAAUCAAAAUCAGAUAUCUGAAGUGUCGGAAAAUAUUGCCUUAUGUCCGAAGCUGAAAACAUUCCGGAUAGAGGAGAAUUGCUUGCAAGCCACUGCUGCGCUUUCGAAAAUUUUGAAGGAUUCGCAGAUAUGUAAUCUUUCAGUUGAUGGAAACCUGUUCAGUUCCAAGGCAUUUGCCGAACUAGAUGGACAUGAUGCCUACAUGGAAAGAUACACGGCGGCUAGGAAGAAGAUAUUUUAAUUAGAUCAAAUUCAAAAUAAUACCACCUAUAAAUGUUAUUUUUUGCACGCUUUUACA
This is a messenger RNA of Aedes aegypti (yellow fever mosquito), 891 nucleotides long. RefSeq names its product leucine-rich repeat-containing protein 57. The record is from RefSeq and is a predicted model, not a curated record. The transcript has 2 exons. Bases 19 to 834 code for a protein of 271 amino acids. NCBI's taxonomy places the organism in Eukaryota, Metazoa, Arthropoda, Insecta, Diptera, Culicidae. Gene Ontology annotation, molecular function: protein binding.